AUGGAGAGCUUCAUGGAGUCGCUAAACCGGCUGAAGGACGUCCAUGAGAAUGAGAUCACGGGCCUGCAGAACAAGCUUCUGGAACUGAACUCAGAGAGGUGUCGGGACGCCCAGAGGGCGGAGGAGCUCUGUGCCAAGAACCGUCAGCUCAGGGAGCAGCAGAGGGCGCUGAAGGAGAACCUACGGGCGCUGGAGAACAGGCUGCGGGCCGGCCUGUGCGACCGCUGCAUGGUCACCCAGGAGCUGGCCAGGAAGAAGCAGCAGGAGUUCGAGAGCUCCCUGCUCCAGAGCCUGCAGCAUGUCUUCCUACUCACGGCCGAGCUGACCCGGCUGCAGGAGGAGAACGACGCCUUGAAGGAGGAGGUGAAGCAGCUCCGGGGCCCAGGGUGAGUGGGGGGGGACAGGGCCAAGCCCCAGUUCAGGGAGGGUGCCCCAGGACCCCUGUCACCCCUGCUGCUCCCCUCCCUGGGCACCCGGAAGGCCGUCACUGAGAAGCCACUGGAAGGCCAUGAGGAGGUGGAGGACGGCCACGCAGAAAGGCCGGUGGGGUACGGGACGUCUCCAGUAGCCAAAAUCUCCCCAGGUGCCAACCUGCCUGAGCCCCGGGCCCCGGACAUGAGCCCCCAGCACAUCUCCAACCAGCUACACGGGACCAUCGCCGUGGUGCGGCCAGGGUCCCGGGCCUGCUCCGCCAACCGGGGCUCCGUCAACGGGACGUCCCCACUGCCGCCCCCCAGGAGCAGCCCCCCAAGCCCAUCUGGAGAGCACAGCCUCCCUCUGGACAGCUUCCUGCAGGCCUCUCUGCCCUCUGCCAAGCCCUGCGAGUCCCCGAAGAGCUCCCUCCAGGCUGACCGCCUCUGCCACCUGAACCGCCACCUGGCCCUGCCCCGUGGGAGCCCUCACAGCGGCCCCCAGGCCCCCGCCACAGCCCCCAGAGGCCCCCAGCCCCCGAGCCUCAAGGCCGGGGAGGCAGAGGCCUGGGAGGAGCCCGUGGGUCUGCUAGGCCUGCCAGGCGCCCUGGCGGGCGUGCGGGACCCGCGGCUGGAGGGAGCGCUGCACCUGCUCCUGGCCCAGCAGCUGUGGGCGCGGGGGCGGGCAGGCGGUGCCGGGCUGAGGGGCCCACUGGUGCCGGGGAAGGCGCCACCCUCCCCGCCAGCCGGCCCCCACUCCGAGGGUCCCGGGGGCGGGGCAGCCUGGGCAGCCCUGCCCAGAGGGCAGCACCCACAGCCCGCAGGCCCAGGCAGUCCCGGGACAAAGGAGGCCUCGGCCACACAGGACUAUGUCCCAGACAAGCCCCUGGACCUCUCGGAGUGGGGCCGGGGCCGGGACGGCGCCCCCAAGCCUGCCAGCCAGCCAGGAUCACUCAGCCCCCCAGGUGCCCACACGCCCAGCCCCAAGCCACCCCAGGGAGUGGAGCCCUCUGCACAGUCUGGGGUCCAGGGGCUUGGCGACUGCACCAAGGGGGCCGAAGAGGCAGAGGCGGAAGAGCCUCCACCUUCCACGGAACCCUCACAUUCUCUCCCAGGCCCCAGCCUGCCCCCUCCAAGUGGGCCAGGACAUGAGGACAGAGGGGGGCCAGAACUGCCCCCCUGCCUGCAAAGGCCUGAUGGAGAUGGCCACCUGGGUGAGGAGCUCAGCAAAGCCCAAGGACAGCGGCCGGAGUCGGAUGAGCUAGACAAGCCAGACACCUCGGACAGCGAGGUGGGCCUGAGCACCGAGGCAGGGGCCAUGCAGAGCUUGCCAGCCGAGGGACCCAGGAGUUUCUGCGCCACGGAGCAUGGGCGGGGCCCACAGAAGAGGAAGCGGGCCUCAGACCAGUGGAGCAAAGUGGCAGCUCAGGCCAGGCCUCUGGGCGCCCACGAGAGCCUUAGAACGCCUGAGCUAGCUGAUACUGCAUGCCGCCUGGUGUUUGUCCAAGCAGGCCUGCGUCGCAGGCUGGGCUGUGGCCGCCACAAUGCGCCAUUGUUGCCGGGAAGCCUCGAAGAAGCCAUCCUGAGGAGUAAGGAACCUAGGGGAGCCAGGAGCCCGAGGGACCCCAAGGACGGCAGCCCCUCACCCAGCACCAGCAGCUGGGAAGAGAGCCAGGGGCACCCCAGCCUGCCCAGCCGUGCUCCCCACCCGACUGCCCGCGGCCAGGACAGCCCACGCCGCCAGCCAGCAGACGGCCCCAGCAGCAGCGUAGCGGACUGGGUCCUGGCCCACAUCCAAAGGGGUUGGGAAGGCCAAGAAAGCUGGUCUUCUGAACCCCUCCAUCUCAGAAAUGGUCUUGCACGCCACCCUCAGCCCAGCAUCUGCUCCCUUGCAGGGAGUAGGGGCCUGGGAGGCCAGGGCGGCUCAAGCUCCAGCCCCGCCCCGCCCCCACCCCUGCUGUGCACAGGCAGCCCUUCCUGGACAGUGCCCCCUCCUCCCACCAACUCCACUAGCAUCCUGGACACAAGGGGCUGCGAGCCUGGCCGCCCAUUCCUGACGGGGCAUGGAGCUCUGAGCAGUGGUCUCGGGCGCCCCCUCGUGGAGUCCCACAAACGGGUGCUGGGCAGUGAAGGCGCAGGAAGGAUGACGGCAGCACCUGGAAGCGGGGGAGGCGCUCUGCAGGCCAGGGCUGUGUCUGCCCCGCCCCCCAACACCUGCACGGAGGAGAGAAAUGCGUGUGCCGUGUAUGGUUCCACGGAGGAGCAUUCACAGCUGCAUGGACAAACCACACGGCAAGUGCCGGUCUCCAACCGCCGGGAAGCCCCAGCGCUGGUGACAGCCCCGGGCUGA
Molecule: messenger RNA, 2760 nt
Organism: Delphinapterus leucas (beluga whale)
Lineage: Eukaryota; Metazoa; Chordata; Mammalia; Artiodactyla; Monodontidae
Source: RefSeq, a predicted model, not a curated record